AUGAUGUCACAGCUUGCUGUGUGUUUGCUUAACAUAUCCGAGGGUCGCCAACACCAUGUAAUUGAAAAAGUUGCAAAGGCUGCUGGUAUAGGCAAUAAAUCACCAUACGUGGGAGAGUUCAAAUGUCAAUCUACGGUAUUAAACAUCUUCUCGGACAAUGACUACAAUAGAUCUGUGUUGACAAUAGUUGCAACAUUGGACCAAAUCCAAAAUUCUGUCAUAAAUGCUUGCAAGGAAGCAUAUAAUCACAUCAACUUGAAACUUCAUGAAGGAGAGCACCCGAGGUUAGGAUCUGUUGACCUUAUACCCAUUUAUCCAUUAAUACCUUCGGUAUCACUGAGCCGAUGUGGCGAGAUUGCUCGGAAGAUUGGAAACCGGUUAGUGGAUGAAGUCCCGGGAACUAGCAUUUUUUGGUUUGGUUAUGCAGACAGGCCAAAUCUAAGAGGAUUAGUUGAGCGUAGAAAAGAAGUAAGCUGGUAUAAGGGUAAACAGGGUUUAAAGUGGGAUAAUUUGAACUAUGAUCAUGGUCAACCACCAACAUCACGGUAUGGAUUGACUGGGAUAGGUGCAAGUCCAUAUGUAAUGAAUUGUAAUGUUACUAUGGAAACAAAAAAUUUGGCAAUAGGUCAUGAAAUUGCUCAGGCUGUCCGUGGAACAAGCUCUGGGGGUUUAAAAGGAGUACAAACAAUGGCAUUUAGGCAUGAAGGAGCCAUAGAAAUUGCUUGCAAUGUCGAAGCAUUUGGUUGGAGUGAGGAGAUGAAUAAGGGUGAUAUUUCAGACUUUAAGUAUGCCAAACCAAAUGAAAUAAAAGAAAAGGUGAAAAUACUCGCAGCAAGACAUGGAAUUAAUGUCAAGAAGACAGUAGUUGUGGGUUUCACACCUGAAGAAAUCUAUGAUAUGGCAUAUGCUGCACUUUUACAAGGAAAUAUGGAGGCAUGGAAAGAUUCAAAAGUCCACAGAAUGUAAACAAACAGCAGUGCUGCCACUCCGUAUAUGCACAUUUCCUCUACCAAAACUUAUUUCCCCCCUACCUCCCCCUACGACCAUCUAAAUCCCCCUACAGUAGGGGAUUUCCCCUACAAGUGGCAGCACUGACAAGCAGUGGCAUAUUCAACCAAUAAGUUUUAGUCGUGUUAUUUAAAACUUUAGAAAGUCACCAUUAUUCUUUUCUUAAAAAAUCUAUUGAUUUUCAUUGAGUUGAACUGGAGCAAAAAAUUGAAUGGCAGGAUUAAGUGGGCUGACUAAACCACUGUACAAAAUGUGCUUUUGUAGAAAAUAAUUCUAUGAUUGAGGAUUAUGUAAUAAUUUUAAUUAAUUUACCUUCAAAUAACAAUAAGAAUAAAUACCUUUUACAAAAGUGUCGGGAAAAAACAUGAAAA
Xenia sp. Carnegie-2017 is the source of this 1379-nucleotide messenger RNA. RefSeq names its product glutamate formimidoyltransferase-like. The transcript has 2 exons. The coding region runs from base 1 to 966 and encodes 321 amino acids. Gene Ontology annotation, molecular function: folic acid binding; transferase activity. The record is from RefSeq and is a predicted model, not a curated record. Lineage: Eukaryota; Metazoa; Cnidaria; Anthozoa; Malacalcyonacea; Xeniidae.